GGAUGGUAUAGAUACUAUUAUGUCGUAUUUUCUUCGAGAACUCGUCCCCCGUGACUGCUCGCCUUCCACAUCAAGUGCACCAUCGCCGUCUCAGUUGAUAUCGGAACAGUAUGGACAACUCAUCAAGAAGUAUUAUCCGAUACGAACAAAGGGCUGUAUUCUCAGAGUACCUCAGUCUAAAGAGACCGAGGAUUCUCAGUCCGAGAUUGGCCAGCUUCCACAACUUUCGUCCGAGCUGUGUGCUGCAUUACAUGUUGUCGGACCACCUUCUUCAUUUGCGACCAUUGCAAUCGCAAAGACAUUGCUGGCAAAAUAUGGUGAUUUGCUGGAAAAGAAGGAGACGGUGGACAGCGUCGACGAGUCGCAUCAUGUAGACAACGGCCGUGAUAGGGACGAAAGAAGUGAUAACACCAAGACUGAUCAACUAGUAUGCGUUGGUAUGUCCUGUGUGUUCGACAUCUUACGACAGUUGAGCCGUAGAGAUCCAGAGCUAUGCGUACAAGCUUUGAACUCACUCAUGGCUUUAUUGCAGAACCUGCCAGUAGAUAGCUUACGUAGCGAACCGAAGCCCUCUGUAGAAUCGAUGAUGAAAGUGCUGCGAAAUCUGAGGGAAGAGGGACCUCCAUCGGUAUGUUCUCGUGCCUCCAGCUGUCUGGCUGCUUUAGCUGUCUGUAGCGGUUUACCCGACCAUCUCAUGGAAGCUGUCGAUGCCCUUAUUUGUACACAGCGAAAUGAACCUCAGAGCACAGACUCAUCUUACGAUGACCUCCAAGUACCAGGCAACUUACAUAGACUUAGCGUUAAAAUUCAAAAUAAAGCACACAAAGGAGUUGAAACCGGAAGCAGUUCUUGGUCUGAACGUCCAUUAGACGAACACAGGGUGCUGUGUAGCUUUGAUUUACCAACGUUACCUAACGACUCACCUUGUGAAACACCUGACGAUGACAUGAGGCUUCAAGGCUCGAUAGCCUGCGACGGGAUGUACGUCUACGUACUCAAUUACGUUGGCUUUUACAAGAUAGGAUCGGGUCUGCAAGAGACUGUGCUGGGAAAGUUAUAUGCUGCCAAUGGUUCCAUCAAAGCGACAAGGAAUUGUUUGCUCACUUUUUGCAACGGAUCCUUAUACUUACGUAGAGGGCAAUCAUCAUGUAUAUCCGUAAUCGAUACCGACUCGCUGAGGGACAUCGGAGAAGUUAUCUUACCAACAGAUUGCGUACAAACAGCAUUAUUUUCGGAUGGGUCAUCAUUUUAUCACGCUUCUGUUACCUCACAAUCGACGCUGCAUUUGAUACCUCUGAAUGACUCGUUCGUACCUAUAGCCGAAGCAAAAUCUCGUCAUUCCGUGCGUCUCACUGAUGUUUCAUUCUGCUGUGUGGGAGAUACAAAAGCUAUGCCUUAUCAACUUCCGCUCACAAUACCAAAGUACUUACACAAUCAAGCUGCUGAUCUACAUCUUGGAAAAGAUAUCGCUUUCUUACAAUCGCGUGCUGGGAAAAUUUACUAUGCUGGAAAUGGAAUCAGAUAUGGAUUGCAGGAAACCGGUACAACAUGGAUGGAGCUGGUAUUGCCAGAAAGUAUAGUACAAAUGUCAGUAGGCAUCGAAUAUGUUCUAUUUCGUGCGGGUAGUGGUCAUGCAUGGAUCGCUGGGGGUGAUGAUGGACGAAGGGCUGGCAAGUUGAGGCGACUGACGACUGUAAAUAGGCGUAAAACUUUAUCAAUCAGUAGUGCAGCCUCGAGCUAUGCUUACGUCACUGAUAAUGGACGGGUAUAUGUAGGGGGACGACAUGGUAUGAGUGUUUACCCCGAAACUGGGCAAGUCUUAGGGUUAGAUGGGACGCAUAUGGCAUCAAUAGCUCUUGGGAAAACUCACGCUGUAGCGAUUUCAAAGCAAGGAUAUGUAUAUACUUGGGGUUUGAACAAUCUCAACCAGUGUGGACGAACUGAGCAAGCACCAACAACACUAACGCCUUCACCUCGGAGACGCGGUUCGGUUGUUGCUUGUGAACCUUCAGAACAUCUAUUUGUCAAGGAUAUUCCAUCAUAUUGUGCGCAGUGCGGUCUCUGUUCCGCUCGUGGUGCCGCUUGUCCGUUACCAGCUUUUACGAGGAAAACUGGAACAUGCACUUGUGGACCGGGUGAUACCACCUGCUUGAGGUGUGGUUUAUGCCGUGCUUGUGGUGAAUCUUCUCAGCAGCAGCCAAGGCCAUCCAGUGACACGCCAACCAGAACUCAUCUUGCUCCAGCUCGAGUGACGAUAGUCAAAAAUCAGGUGAACGUGAAGGUCUCAUCGGUUAGUUGCGGAAAUUUUCACACGAUUUUGUUGGCUGCUGAUGGAAGUGUAUUCGCCUUUGGAUCGAACUGCCAUGGGCAACUGGGUACAGGAGACGUUAGAAGUAAAACAGAACCUCAACUAGUUGUACUACCAGCUGAUGUGCAAGUCGUACAAGUAGCCGCUGGGGCUAAUCAUACCGUACUGCGGACGUCUUUAGGAGCAGUAUUCACUUUUGGAGCGCAUAAGAUGGGACAAUUACUCAGGCCGGCGGAAGAUGAGAGCCAUUGGCACGCAACUCCAGGCCGAGUGCCAGGAUUUGGCCCGGGAUGUGAAUCAUUCGCUACUUGGAUAGGAGCUGUAGGGGAUGCUACUCUCAUUCAUAGCCAUACAUCACUGCUGCACUCUGAUGAUGUGAUAGACGCCCAGCUGGUGGCUAGUAAGUAUGAUCUCUUCAUCUUCCCACGUCAAGUUGGUAAGGAAUAUGUCGCCAUCCGCAGGAAAAAUGGAUAUUUUGCACAUCAUCAGCUUGGUCCCUCUGGUUUGUACACAAGUUGGUGCUUGGAAUCUCAAUAUGACAUCUUAUGGUCGUACAAUGCUGCUGAAAUGCGAGUACAAGCUUACUCUGUACAUUUAGCCACUCCAAAAGAGAUACAUUCCGAUCGCAUGGAUUCGCUUGCUUUUCUACGAUCACCAGAAUGGGCUGUGCCUCUAGAAAGUCCUACACAUUGCUCUUCUACCCAGUUGGGCAUCUCAUUGCUCAGCUGUACAUAUGCUGCUGCUACAAUAACAAAGGGAAAAAUGUGGAACGAGAAGGAUUUUCUGAACUCACCUGAUCAUGCAGCCUCACCAUCUGGCGGACGAUCAGUUGUUUGUCGAUUUGAAUCAACAGGAGGAGGUUGGGGUUACUCUGCCCAUUCGAUAGAAGCUAUACAGGUGAAAGCAAGCAAAGACAUACGACUGCUAGGCAUUGGCUUAUAUGGAGGACGUGGCGAGUAUAUUGCAAAGAUAAAGCUCUUUCGUCUUCCAAGUGACGUCUCAGAUGAGCAGUGUGCUGAACUUCUGUCAGAGUCCGAUGAGACCUUGUACGACUGCGGCCAAAGAGAAACUGCUGCACUAAUGUUGGCUCAACCUGUAUUGGUGAAAGCGAAUCACUGGCAUGUUGUCAGCGCCAAAAUCAGUGGUCCCUCAUCUGACUGUGGAGCUACGGGUCGUCGUGUUGUGGAAUGCGAUGACGUGGUCUUCACGUUUCGAAACUCCGCCAUAUCUAACAACGGAACCGAUGUGAAUGUUGGACAAAUCCCAGAAUUAUACUAUCAGGUAGUGUCAUCUUCUGGUGAAGGAGCAUCAAGUGAUGAUGAAAAGCCGGAUGAUUACGCGAGCUCGAGGCUGUUCUCAUCCACAUCCAUGGAUACAGUAUCACCAUGCGCCUUUCUGGCACUUCUUCGGGUUCUGGACUGGUCUCUUUCUCGCGUCUUUGAAUUCCAUUGCGAAGGAGAUCAGCGAUUAUGGAAUACAGAACGAGCAGCUGCGACAUCAUUGAUAGUCAUGCGGAUACUGAGCAGAUACGUUCUUCUUGUUUACGAUAACAGCAGUGAGGGUGAUGAACCAUCCGCGGCUUUUGCUGAUGCUGUCGUUCUACUACAUUCGGCACUGUUAUCGCUAUUUGAUCGUGCGAAUGAUUGUAUUUUGGAAGAGAACUUUGCCUUAUCCGUUGUCUUAAAUGAGGCCAUCAAUCUGUUCGUUGAUAUCUCGUCCUGCUUGAUGCCUUCACGUCAUUUGCUCGUCUGCCACCUAGCACUUGCUAUCUCCAGCUCAAUAGGCCAUCCACUAAUUGCGGCUGUGGUGGGGAGCAUAGCCAAAAGGAAGAAGCUUGUGGAUGUCUUUUUGCACAAAACCGAGUUUGCCACGUUCCCACAUCUGGCUAAGCAACUCGGCGAGCAUUUUACAAUGGAACAGCAGCAGAUAGACACUCUCACAACGCUUCCAAAUAUUCUACGGUUCCUUUAUGAGAAGUCUUUCAGCGAGUCAAGCGAUUGCUGGAAUGUGGCAAACAUCGCGCAAGACAUAGUUGUCAAACUAUCCAAGGAGCUGGCCAUUCCUGAUGUCCACAAGUCACUAGCGAGCACCAUCGUGCAAACGCCUAUAAGGUUUCGCCGAAGAAGCGCUGUCUGUGCAUGGGAUAUGUCAGAAGGAGCAACUGACGCCAUCUGUAUCCGAGUCGAAGGUGGACGCAUUUCGCUCAGAGGUGUUGGUGUUUAUCUUCAUGCGGAACAAGUAAGAAGGACUUGGCAGUGUGAGGUUCAUGUGCUUCGCGAUGGAGACCAGUUUUCUCUGUUGAGCAAGACUAGUUGUGAGCUGAGCAGUGGAGGUGCUGUAGACACUGGUGUAAUUCUUCUGCCGGAGUCAGUAACGUUAGCAGUUGGGGUGACGUACGCUAUCAAGAUCUGGACACCCGAAAAUGGGAAGACAUACUGUGGUGAAGGUGGAGUGAAUUAUAUUCGACUCAAUAAUGGAGCUCGAGUAACGUUCUCGUCUUGUCCAUUGAGUGAAAAUGGAACUUCGUUACAACGAGGGCAAAUACCAUUCUUUCUCUACUCAAUUGUGGAGACGGAAAAGGUUGACACGAGUCAAACGAAAGACGAGACCCAUAAAUCGUUUGUGCUCUUGCUUCGUCUGCUCUCCAACAAAAUUGGUGCAUUUCUCGUCAAUGGUCUCAUUCCCCAGUGUGCAAGAUCCCUGAUCUCACGUAUUGCUGGACAUGUGAUGGUGUUCAUGGAGCUACACCCAAUGAAAGCAAUGGAGAUUGCUUGUGUUUUGGAGCAGCUUAUUCCUAUGAUAUCUAACGUGAACGCGACCGUCAAGGCGAGUACUAUCAGUGAAUCAUUUGAUCACAACUCGGAAAUCUGCGAGGCAAAAACUACGCAAAUCAUCGUGGAAUGUCCCCAUCCAUAUAAGACUAACAACGUCUAUUCCGUGGUGGUGGGCUUUGAUGACAGCGUGCAUUUCCUCUGCCUGCAGUUUUCUCCAUCUUGUGAAACCGCGCAAGCCGAUGACCAGCUUAGGCUAUAUAUGGGAGUGAACAAGGAAAGCUAUGUUCCUAUAGGAAGAUAUUUUGGCUCGAAAGAUUGGCCCACGACACCUCUUCUCCUCCCUGGCAAUUCACUCUGGUUUAUCCUGGAGACUACGGUGGAAGUAGAUGGCGCGACUGCUGAGCAGAUGUAUGGUUUCCAAUGCACGGUCACCGGUUAUCCAGCUUCCCGGAAAGAGUCAAACCUUAGGCUCGAACAAGAAUUGUCCUGGUUGUCGGCUAGUGCCUGUAGGGUCAUGGUUCAGCUCCCAUCUGAUGCAUCUGCGCUAACACAUCUGUCCACUGCUGAAGAUGACACCAGAAUCUUGCUGGAAAAACACGGCUCAUUACUGAAGAAAGGACUCAGCCUUACUCAUGCUCCAACUUUGAAUGAGUUGAUACAGAAGGGCUUGCCGUCAUCUGCACAGUCUCCAGACCUCGUCUUCUUGCGAGAAUUUCUAUCCGCAUGUUCAACGUCGACUGCAGGUUUUCUGGCACGAUGGCUACCUUCAGGCCCGGUAGUAGAUCCAGCACGUUGCCAGCUCACCAUUGUGCAGACAGAUAUGGCUGUUGGCAAAGCGAUCAAGAUUCGGCUUACCACCAAGGAUCAGUUUGAUCGCGAAGUGAUGUGCACUUCCAUGUGCGUUGAAGUAUCCAUGACAGCUGGCGAUGCUUCCAUCUACGCCUCGACAAGAUUUCCCUCCGCGACUUUGCCCUCACUAGAUCUCAUCAAGAAGAAUCCGUUCCAACCAGUGCUCAUGAAUCGCUGUCGCUAUAUGUCAGUUUCUGCUAUGCCUGCCUAUCUGAACUACUCCUAUGAAGAAAUUCGUUUGGGUUUUACUAAAGCUACAGUUGUGAGAGAGAAGAUCAGCUUGAAACACAAAAAUAACUGCACCUUUGAAGGAGAGUGGACACCAUCAGUAGCCGGAAGCUAUCGCGUUGCAUGUCGUGUUGAUGGUUGUGAGCUCACGCAUAAUUAUUUGAUCGAAAUAUCAGAGAGGGAAGAGCACACAAAACGCCGAGAACAUCGCACAGCGCAGUUGAGCCGGGCUAGAAAAGCCACUAUUCCUGCUACUCUGCCUUUCCAAGCAAUUCGUAUGCGUCUGGGCACCUCGUUGACAGCACCGUGUGUCGGAACUAUUCCACGCGGCGGUACGAUUUCGUAUAUCGAGAAAAUCGAGAAUGAGGACGGGAAAUGGCUGCGACUGACCGAUGAAACCGCUGUACUGUACGGUCAUGGAAAUAUGUCUGGACAGGUAUGGUGUCUUGCCUAUCAUCAACAUCUCCAUCGUGAACUAAUUCCGAUCGCUACCGAUAUCGCGGAUAGGCUUCCGGUGAGACGACAAGAAGAUCCUCCUACUUUACAUACCUCACCUACGCAACAGAGUGUCAUCAUAGAGGCAAAUGAGACUUACGUACUUGACGCUACGCAGAGGAUACAGCUGUACAGUCGACCAUCCCCAGAUGCGCUCAUAGAAGGCGCUAUCUUGGAAGGACGCACCGAGCUGGAAGGUAGUGGAUGGGUGUCAAAUCAGCAUGGUGUCUGGGUACGGGUAGCUGAUAGCAACCAGUUUAUCCUGGCAGAGAACUCGGUUGGCCGCAGUUCCAUUCAGUCGCAGUCCCUGUCUGUCAAUGGAAAUGACGACGAAGAGCGCUCGCCACCGCCAAGACAGCAAGGUACCACUACUAUGGCCUCGGCUUUACGACCUUCCGUAGCCGAAUGCUGUCGCGCUGUAUUUGCUGCAUUUUUAUGGCACGAACACCUCGUCAAAGAUGCCAUGGCUGCCGCUGCUUACCUGAAAUUUCAUCAGCAAAAUCUGCAGAAUUUGUGGAGUAACUCCGAGGCUCGCGAGACUGCAGCUCCUGCCGCUUUACAGCCUAUAGUUCGCUUAUGGAUUGAAGUCUGUUCUGCAGUAAGGACAAGUGUUGAUCAGCAUCUUAUUGUACCACCAACUGUUGGCAAGGCCCUAGGAAGUGUGACUAGAAGGAGAGAGGCAUCUGGAGGUGGAUGUGAGCUAUGCGAUUGCAGUUUCAAAGUUCCCAUCACUGUACACAUGCGGAUGAAUCAUCCAGGAUGUGGACAAGACUCUCAAGGAUAUGGCUACAACUCUUCCGGGAAGUUCACUUCGGGAUGGUCCGGGGACUGUGGCAGCGGUGGACGAGCUGCAUCCACGUGGUAUCUCCUAUGCCCCACAUGCCGUGCCCAGUACUUACGCAAAACACCAGCCGGCUAUCGGCAGGAGAGGACACGGCGCUGGAGAGAAUUUCGGCUGUCAACAACUGCUUUCGAUUCCCGUCCAGAAAUCAUUAUGAGACAAAAUGCUAUGUUUCUUCUGGAUUUGAACUCUUCGCUAGAUUGUGAUUCUAAGGCUUCUUCCGCUGCAACAUCUGGAUGGACUAUCAACUUGUUUCCGACUCAAACACCGAGCCCAUCAGCGAUGGCCAGGAGCAAUAUCAUCGGCAAGAAAGUGGCCGAUUCUGCACUUUUCGCUCGUUCCUCGUUUCUGUCGCAGUCGUUGAGCAAAACCGGACAUGCUUCUGACCCUGGGCCAAAAGCCGUGCCUGCAUCUCCCCCUUCUGCACCCAAUCAGGCAGCCAUGGAUGCGACAAGAAGUGAUGAAGGUGAUACGAGAGAGGUCCUGCAAUCUCCAUCCGCAGCUCUACGUACUCUGAUAUCCCAUCAUACUCCUACGACUGGAGAAAUGUUGAAGCGACCUGUGCUAGCCUUUGUUGUGGAACAUCAUGAUCUAAAAAGGCUCCGCACCGCUUGUGAACAGUCGAUAGUCCGAGCAGUAGGCUUCUCCCAUGCAUUUCGGGUAUGGAACUGGUUGCUUAGAUUGGUGUCCUCUGAAACCAGUGUAUCCGACAUCAUUCUGCAGUAUCUGGCAGCUCUUUCUUCUUAUCACUCCCUUUCUGACAUAGUAACAUCUCAACCGGUACGGGUUCUUCCGCAUCCAUGGAGACUGUGCUUUUUGGCUGGACCUCUGGCUGCGAAAAUGGUACAACACCUCCACGCGUUUCUGUACACCAUUGCUGUCAUACUGCAAUCAUCGGGAGUAGAUGCGCGGUUGAGGUCUCUUUGUUUCAAAGCAUGGACAAUCCAGCUGACUGCUCACGAGCAAGAACUCCUCAUACUAACAUGUAACAUUCUCGGAACAGUGGGUGGAGUUCUGUCGGAACCCUCUAUAUCUGAAAACUGGAUUACGGAUUCCGCUGACCGUUCAGUGGCGCAAAGGACAAGUGACAGAGUGGACGUCAAGGAAACACGCGACAUAACGAGCCAUGCCCGUAUAGAGGCUAGUUCGCGACAAGCCAUGGUUGUCUGUUUGACCGACGGUAGUCCGGAAACAUUUUGGGAAAGUGGAGAGGAAGACAAAAGCCGGUCUCGCACCUUGAAUGUGACUUUUGAGAAUUGUACACCUGUGCUUCUGUGUCUAUUUAUCGACAACUCUCGCGAUGAGGCUUGCAGAACAUCGCAAAUAUCAUUUCGAGCAGCUUUAUCUGAUGGGUCACGAAGAGAUCUGCUGUCAAAAAAUUUGGAUCAAAACUUCUGUGGAUGGGUCAAAUGUUGCGUAGCUAGCGUUACUCAUGUCAGCAUCUCCCUGAAAGGUCCCCAUAAUGCAUCUCGAGUCCGUCAGCUGCAAGUGCUUGGAUUUCCCCCAGCAGGCAAUGGUGAAGUUAUACGUCCAUCGGCUUCACAUCAACUUUUCUUCAACAAUACACAGCACGACGCAUUUGCUUUAUUCCAAGCCAUUUCAGCUCAGGCUUUCUCUGGAGACAGCUGUGAGCAGCAAGAUGCACUGCGAGAAAGAGUUGUUGACCUGCUCUUCAGUCGGGUCACACUGCAACCGCUUCAGAACUAUGUCUGCAGUCAGGUAGAGGCAGCUCUGGAAAGGGAAGUGGAGCGAUUGUGUAAUCAAGGGAAGCGCAACUACUCCUACGCUGUCGGUCUAUUGACAAUGGCAAAUCGUAUGUGUGAAACACGGGCCAUCGGAAGCGGUGACUGCGACGUGGUCGCUAGACACCAAGUCCUGCAAGCUGCCAGCCGUUUGCUAGCAUUUGCCCCGGAGGCAGUUCAAACGCAAUGCCUCUCAUCACUUGGUAGUCUUCUUCCAACUGCUCGUGCAUCCACUGUUGAUGUUGGCCGUCUACUGAGGCAUUUAUUGGUGCCGGUAGCGAAGGCUUUGGUACUUCAAGUGAGAGACAAAGCAGCACAUUCUGUGUCUACGGCUACCAUGAACAGCUGCUUGACGAACGCUCCCACCAGCUGGAGGACCGAUCGAGCUGUGUCGCCUGAGAUUGGUAAAAUGACUGCACAAUUUAUCAGCGAUGUCUGUUCGGGUGCUUUCAACGAAGACUGGUCCGUGUGCAUGCGUCGAGAACUGGCGACUGCGCUCUUGGGUGUCGUACAGCUGACAACGUCAUUAUCAAAAUCUGGUUCCCGAGAAAGUAUGAAUAAGGAGUCUGUGCCAUCUAUAUUAAACUCGAAAAGGUUCUGGCUCUCAGUUGCUGCUUUGGCUCUUGUUCGUGAUCGCUCAUGGUUGGCCCUGAGUGAGAAAUGGAAUGAUGUGCCUACUCCAAGUCAAGAACCGGUGACUUUAUGUGAGAACCACGAUGACGGCAUGACUCCAGCUCAGGUUUUCUGCUCGGAUUGUGAAUGUGCCCUGUGUCGGGAGUGCUUUGCUGUCAUGCAUUUGCAAAAGCGAAAGCGGUCACAUCGUGUCACCUCACUGGCACCACCUCCGGCUCGUUUAGAAGAGAUUGACAUUCAUCAGGGGUGCGCUAGAAUGAGAGUUGCGAAUCUUUUGAUAUUGUUCCAUGGAGAAUCUCUGAAUGGCUUAGUGGAGCUACCAGCCGAUCCUUUUUUCGCUUUGACCAACGCAGCAAAUUUGUCGGCAGGAAGAUCGACACCGACAGUUUGUAGAUUCUGUGGGAACACCUUAGAUCCGCAUAAUCAGUUCGUUGGCGUUUGCUCGCAUCCUGACUGUGUAAAAUUUUCUGCCACUGCUUGUUGUCGGACACUAUCAUGUGGACAUCAGUGUGGAGGAAUUGUUGGCGAAACUCAAUGCCUACCCUGCCUUAUCUGCGCCAGUGAAGGGACAGCCCAAGACGGUGAUGAUGUUUGCGUCGUAUGUUUCACGGAUCGGCUGUGUGCUGCACCAUGUGUGCAACUUGGCUGUGGUCAUGUGCUUCAUUAUCACUGCGUUCGAGCUGUGUUGGAAAAACGAUGGCCUGGACCAAGAAUACAGUUCCGCUUCAUGAAUUGUCCGCUAUGCAAUGUACCGAUUUCGCAUCCUGGUCUUGCUGAUCUCCUCGAGCCACUACUGGCACUUAAAGCUGACGUAACAGCGAAGGCGAAGAUGCGCUUGGAGUUUGAUGGUUUGUUGGGCUGCACAGCUCUAACCGACCCACAGAGUGAGUACUUCGAAAAAGCAGAGGAGUACGCGAUGGAUCGUUACAUGUACGUCCUAUGCAGCGUUUGCAACAAAGCAUAUUUUGGAGGAGAAAGUCGUUGUCAGAUAGCACUACAAUCAUUUCAAUACAACGCUGCUGAGCUUGUAUGUGGUGGCUGUUCGGCUCCAGCUGGGACUGAAGUGUGCGGCCGACAUGGAGCAGAAUAUCUCGAGUACAAAUGUCGGUACUGCUGCUCUAUAGCCGUGUAUUUCUGCUUCGGUACGACACAUUUUUGUGCAGCGUGUCACGACGACUUCCAACGCCUGGUAUGCCUUCCCAGAAAUCAGUUUCCACCCUGCCCGACAGGUCCCCGUGCUACGCCUGGUGAGGGUCCAUGUCCUCUUCGGCGACCUCAUCCACCCGCUGGCGAAGAAUUCGCGCUUGGAUGUGGCAUAUGCCGCAACUUAAGCACGUUCUAGGCACAAAUUUCUUGCCUUCUAGAGUCUAGGCUCUCAGUUCUAGGUCUCCAGUUAUCGUUCCCUAUAUAGCAUCUCAUCCUUGUUUUCUUCACCAAAGCGUACAACUCGUUUUUCACUUUUCUACCCUCGAAGUACAUGUUGUGAUGUGCAUUUUGUGUUCAUUCUAUCUGUUGAUCAUUGAUAACGGUUUCAUUGUAUAUCUUCGCAUAUUGAUCUCAUCAUGUAUAAGAUUUUCUCACGGGUUUAAUUUAUGAUACAUUCGCUCUGGUCUUCUCACAAAUAAAUUUUCUUGUUGA
Molecule: messenger RNA, 11508 nt
Organism: Cylicocyclus nassatus
Lineage: Eukaryota; Metazoa; Nematoda; Chromadorea; Rhabditida; Strongylidae
Source: the annotation of a GenBank genome assembly